AUGACGUCACGUCCAGCAUCACAUUCAAGUUCUUGGUACUCUGAUAAACCAGAUGAACUAAGUGAUCAAUUGCAAGGUUAUUUAAAUGGUGCUUCUUCUUCUGCUGAAUUGAAGAAAGAUGCAAGGUUAAUUAUUUCACCACAUGCAGGAUAUAAAUACUGUGGUAGUACGAUGGCCCAUUCGUAUGCUUCUUUAGAUUUAAAUGAGAAUAUUGAAAGAAUAUUCAUUUUAGGUCCAUCGCAUAAUGUAUAUUUUAGAAAUCAGAUAUUUUUAUCAGCUUUUGAAACCUUAUCUACACCACUGGGUGAUUUAAAUGUUGAUACCGCUUACUGUGAAAUGUUAAUAAAUUCUAAUAAUAGUUUGUUUGCAUAUAUGGAUAUGGAAACUGAUAUAAGUGAACAUUCUUUAGAAAUGCAAUUUCCAAUGCUGGUCAAAACUAUACAAUGGAGAAAAUUAUCAUUAGACAAAAUUAAAGUGAUUCCAAUGAUGGUAUCGCAUAAUACAGAAGAUAUUGAUACAAAGAUUGCAGAAUUUAUUCUUAAAAAAUUUAGGGAUCCAAAAAAUUUAUUUAUCAUUAGUAGUGAUUUCUGCCAUUGGGGUCGCAGAUUUAGAUUUACUGGUUAUGUUGGAAGUCCAGAAGAAUUACAAGAUUCGAUAAAUGAUGAGGUUGAAAUAGAGAUGCUGACUUCAAGAAGUAAACUACCUCGCCACAGAGUACCAAUUUGGGAAUCAAUAAAAUUUCUCGAUGAAUACGCAAUGGAUUUAUUGGAUAAAAGUGAGAAUCCUGAAAAAUAUAAAGAUUGGAAACAGUAUUUAGAAUUGACAGGAAAUACGAUAUGUGGAGCAAAACCUAUUCAAUUGAUUUUAAAAGUAAUUGAGUUAGAGAAAUACCCUGAAAGAAUUCGUUUUGAAUGGCCAAAAUAUUCGCAAACAUCACAAGUUGAAAAUGUUAAUGAUAGUAGCGUAAGUUAUGCAUCUGGUUAUGCGAUUAUUUGA
Vanderwaltozyma polyspora DSM 70294 is the source of this 996-nucleotide messenger RNA. It is a transcript of the gene MHO1, whose product is annotated as Mho1p. NCBI's taxonomy places the organism in Eukaryota, Fungi, Ascomycota, Saccharomycetes, Saccharomycetales, Saccharomycetaceae. The coding region runs from base 1 to 996 and encodes 331 amino acids. The transcript has a single exon. The record is from RefSeq and is a predicted model, not a curated record.